Messenger RNA from Nerophis lumbriciformis (worm pipefish), 1143 nucleotides. The record is from RefSeq and is a predicted model, not a curated record. Lineage: Eukaryota; Metazoa; Chordata; Actinopteri; Syngnathiformes; Syngnathidae.
AUGGCUAAUCUGGAGAGAAACAACAAAAUUCUUCUUGAUUUGAGGCGACAGCCUUGGAACAACACAUGUGCCGACUGUGGAGCUCCUGAGCCUGACUGGGCCUCCUACACGCUUUGUGUGUUUUUGUGUGUUAACUGCUCCGGGAUGCAUCGGAACUUACCCUCUGUUAGCAGAGUCAAGUCCAUACGUCUAGACCACUGGCAAGAUUCCCUUGUCGAGGCCAUGCGUCAGAGAGGGAACUUUGUAGCUAAAGCCACCUAUGAGAAAUGUGUUCCUGCUUUCAUCUACCAGCCGCAGCAGAGAGACUGUGUGGUCCUUAAAGAUCAAUGGAUCCGUGCUAAGUACGAGAGGAGAGAGUUCACGGGAGAAAAAGGCUACUUUCUGCAAUCUUACGGUGCAGACACUAUUGAGGCGACACUGUGGAAGAAGGGCAAAGACAACAAGCAGUUUCUCAAAAGGAUCUUCCUACUGUCUCACAAGGACUUAACUCUCAGAUACUUCACCAAAAAGGACUGCAGAGUCCCUAAAGCUGUGAUGAGCAUGAAGGAGCUGAAUGCAGUUUUCCAGCCAGAGAAGAUUGGCCACCCGCAUGGCCUGCAAAUCACCUGCUUGCAGGAGGCACAGACCAGGAAUAUCUUUGUUUACCACGAGAAUGGACAGGUCAUUGUUUCCUUUUUUAAUGCUAUUCGAGCAACACGCUUGGCUUACCUCCAGAAGAAGCAUCCAACUCUGCGACACACUGAGUUGAUACCUCAGAUAACAAGAGACUGCCUCAUAGAGGGCUACAUGGAGAAAACUGGACCAACGCAUCGGGAGCCAUUCAGAAAAAGGUGGUUCACUCUGUGCUCUAUAAACAGGAAGCUUCUAUACUAUAAAUCACCACUGGACGCCACAGAGCUGGGUGCCGUCUUCAUCGGCACAGAGAACUACGGCUAUUCGGUGUCAAUGGGUGGCAGACGCAGCUCCAGAGGAAGCCGCUGGCACCGAGCCAUCACUCUGCAGACACCUGAGAGGCAGUUUGUUUUCACAUGCGAGCAGGAACAAGUGCAGCGGGAGUGGUUCGAGGCCUUUGGCAAGGUUAUCAGUCAGCCAAUGACACCAGAAGAUUAUGCAAAUGAAGCCAACUUUAGAAGGUGCAAAUGA